CUCAUUCAUUUUUUACAAUCUAAAGAUAUUCUUGUAUGGGGUGGAAAUGUAGGUCAAGUGGAAGGAUAUCAAGUCAGUUGCACAUUACAAGCUACUACCUUCCCAUUUAUGGCGGUCAUUGCAUUACAUUCUGGUUCCUCUAGCUCAACUCCAAAAAUGUCAGUAGUUGAUCGUAUGGAAGGUCCCAUGCCUCCUGCUACUCUUAUUCAACGUCUUGAAGCAACCAUCCGGCGUCAUGGUUCUAUUCUAAAUCGAAUGAAAAUGGAACGUGAUCAAAGAGAUAUGGAACGUCGACUACGAGAAGAACAAGAUCAAGCUUAUCUGGAAAGUUUGAAGGCGGAUCAAGAAAAGGAACGUAAAGCACAAGAAGAACGUCAAGCUCAAGCACUUGAAGAAGAAAAACGAAAUCAAGCACGUCAAGAACAUGAACUAUAUAUCAAGAAGCGUGAACAAUAUAUCCAAUCUCUCUGCCAUACCAUCUCUGAAGAGCCUGGACCAGAUUAUCAAGGAAAAGUCACCAAAUUGAAUUUUCGACUUGCUAAUGGUGACCGUGUGAUACGUCAAUUCAAGGAAACAGACACCAUCGAGACAUUAUAUCAAUUCGUAGAAGCCUAUCCAUUCAUUAAAAGCGGUCAAACGAGUCCUGUAUCUCCACCUACGGAAUAUCAACAUAAGUAUCGUUUUACUAUUCAUUCACCCUUCCCACGUACUGUAUAUGAUAUGGAAAAGGAUCGAACUUUAUUGAAUGUGCCUAGUUUGUGGCCUAGUGCGACCUUGAUUGUGGAUGCAUACGAAGAAGAUGAUGAUGAAGAAUAG
This is a messenger RNA of Halteromyces radiatus, 816 nucleotides long. RefSeq lists its product as uncharacterized. The record is from RefSeq and is a predicted model, not a curated record. The transcript has 4 exons. NCBI's taxonomy places the organism in Eukaryota, Fungi, Mucoromycota, Mucoromycetes, Mucorales, Cunninghamellaceae. Gene Ontology annotation, cellular component: endoplasmic reticulum. The annotation marks the transcript as partial. Gene Ontology annotation, molecular function: ubiquitin binding.